GCCCGCCAUUUCGAGCAGCAUCAGGGCGGGGUCGGCUCCGUUGGUCUGCCAUCUUGAGUGUGGCACUGACCCUUGUUUUACAUCAAAAACAGGAAUUGCUGGUGAAAAUUCAGCGGAGGGAAACAAAGCUUUCGCGUCAAAUCGAUUUGGACUCUUUUAGAACUGGAAAGGAGCGGAAAAUGGUGUUUUCGAUGCCGCUGAGGGAAGUGGAGGUGGAGCAAGUGGAACAAAUCAUAAGGGAACCCAGAGCAAAAGACGAUUGGCCCACAUGUGGAAACUUCCUCUCGGAGGGAAAGCUCUGAAAUUCUCCUGUCGGAAAUCUUCCAGAUGCAGGCUAAACAACCAGGACAAAGUCAGGAAGGUGCCAAGCGAAUUGUCAAUCCUUGCCAAAUCUCAGGCCAUCUCCUGCUGUUCACGCCUGAGCUGCUUUAUUAGUUGGAAGAUCUGUCACUCAUUAAGCAUGUAGCAACUUGAAGGGAGAGUGGGUUGUGCCUGAGUAACAAUAUAAAUUCAGAGGCACCUGCGAAAUAUUUUCAGACUGCCAACUUUGAGUGCCUGGUAGCAGCAGCUAUUCCUGAGUCUAUAUCACUUCGGGCAAUUUGAGCCUGUAUUGAAGACCUGUUCAGCAUGGACCAUAACAUACGCCUGAAUUAUCACAAGGACUGUGAGAGUGCUGUCAAUCGCAUGAUCAACAUGGAACUCUAUGCUUCCUACGUUUACCUCUCCAUGUCCUAUUACUUUGACCAAGGACCUGUGGCCCUGGACAACUUUAUGAGGUUCUUCAAGAAGCAGUCAGACAAGGAACGCGAACAAGCAGAGAAUCUGAUGAAAUUCCAGAAUCAACGAGGGGGCCGAAUCACCCUGCAAGAUAUCAAGAGACCUGAACAAGAUGACUGGGACAGUGGUCUGCAGGCAAUGCAGUGCGCUCUGCAGUUGGAGAAGAACAUUAACCAAACCCUACUGGAGCUGUACAAACUGUCCAAGGAUAGAAGUGACCCUCAUUUGUCUAACUUUCUGGAGACCCACUACUUGGAGAAGCAAGUCAAGACCAUCAAGAAACUUGGCGACCACAUCACCAACCUGCAUCGCUUAGGUGCCCCUCAGAAUAGCAUGGCUGAGUAUCUGUUCAACAAGCACACUUUGGGAGCAGAGUAGACAAUGGAAACACCAGUCUCCAAUACCCUCCAACUCUUGAAAGCGAUGGUAUCUACUUCUCAAAAAAAAUCCCCGGAGCUUGAAUAAAUAUUGUUUCACUCUAGAAUUUGUUUGUUAUCCAUUAGAAAACUGCCCACUGUUUAUCAAUUUAGUUUAGCGGCUAACAUUGCUGGAUUGCAAGCACUGUGCAUAAUUCCCUUCAUUGAAUAAUUAGGCCAGAAAAGCCCUCAUCCCAUUAACGAAUAAAAAAAAUCCUAGGCAGUAGAGUGAACAAAUUCCUGACUUUGACUGAAUAAGUAAUUGAGAAUAAUAACUCACUUUUUGGAGUAGCAAGAGACCAUGUAAUCCCUCCAGUGUUCUCUGCCAGUCAUAGAGUUAUAGAAACAUACAGCAUGGAAACAGACCCUUCAGUCCAACUUGUCCAUGUCGACCAGAUAUCCUAAAUUAAUCUAGUUCCAUUUGCCAGCAUUUGACCCAUAUCCCUCUAAACCCUUCCUGUUCAUCUAUCCAUCCAGAUGCCUUUUAAAAGCUGUAACUGUACCAGCCUCCACCACUUCCUCUGGCAGCUCAUCCCAUACACGCAUCACCCUCUGUGUGAAAAUGUUGUCCCUCUGGUCCUCUUUAUAUCUUUCCCCUCUCACUUUAGUUUUGGACUUCCCUAUACUGCAAAUAAGACCUUGGCUAUUCACUUUAUCCAUGCACCUCAUGAUUUUAUAAACAUCUAAAAGGUCAUGCCUCAGCCCCCGACGCUUCAGGGAAAAUAGCCAAUGUGAUUAUGGCUGAAUCUUCUACCUUCACUCCAUUUUCCAGGUGUUGUCCAAAUCUCCUGGAUUCCCUCAGUGUCCAAGACUUCAUCAAUAUCAAUCUCAAAUGUAUACGGUGACUGAGUUUCCAUAGCCCGCAGUUAUAGCUAAAACUGAAGGUGCAUACAUGCAGCUGCUCCCUCAAAACCUUACCUGGUGUCAAGGACAAAACUGCCAGCUGUUGCCUCCUGAAUGAGUCAAUGAAUCAGCUCAUCCUUUGUCGUCCUAUCCUACUAUAUCAGAAUUAAAUCAAAAUUGUUUUUUAAAGCAUAGAAUUUGAGUACUGGUGAAGAAAAGACUCUUGACAAAGCUUUUCAUCUUUUACUCAGCAGGGCAAUUCGCAAAGAUACCAAUUUAAAGGGGAAAACCAACAAAAGGAGAAUGCUGAUUAUUUGGCAAGUUAACUGCGAUGGAUAGAGGUGUUGCUAUGGGGAAUGCACUAGUUAAUGUGAUUGGCAGUUAACAACCAGGCUUCGUUUGACUUUUACACCAAAAUAGGUGACAACUCUUUGCAAAUUCAAAUCUGAGUGACCAAUCAGAUGCAACCUGCCUGGUUCAAAAUUUAAACAGAGCCUGGCAGUUAACCCCCAGUCAUCAUUAACCAGGAUGUGGAGACAACAGUGUUGGACUGCGGUGGACAAAGUCAGAGGUCACAUGACACCAGGUUUUAGUUCAACAGGUUUACUUGAAAUCACAAGCUUUCAAAGCCCUCUAUCAAUAAACGUCCACUUGCCAACCAAUUAGUAAUCUCUUCUCACACAGCAAAAAUGUUGAUUUUCCUUUCAAAUUCGUAUUUCUUGCAAAUUGUCCUGUUGAGUGCAAGAUACAAAGCAUUGAGAAAAUGUAUCCUUUUGCAGCAACCAAUAAAAAUUGUAACACAGCCACAGACCUUCAACUGAGAUUGAGAAUCUCCAGCAGAAUCCAGACUCUACUCCCCUUUCUCUCCCACCACCACCCCCCACCCCUCAAGUGAUUUCCAGGGAUCUGGGGCAGCUCCAUUUCUGCAGUACAAGCUUAAGUUGGUAACUUAUCAAAUUAGCACUGUGGAAAUCAGCUGACGUGCAGGACCCAAUUCUGAGCAUGCCUUGUAAAUUAAGCAAUUGGAAAUUGCGCUCCUGCUUUUAUGCAGUUUUAUCAAUCCAGAUUGUUCGAGAACUAUGUAAAAUUGGAAUGUCAGUUUUGUGAGAAAUCCCUAACCUUUCAAUCACUGAUGGAGCACUCUGCCAUUGCAUGUAAUUCAAUACUUAGUCAAUAAAACCAGAUCAUGCACAAUGUUGUUAUAGAAUUCUAUCGCUGUAAAUGGUCUUGGCUUAAUUGUCUCUCAGUGGCUUGAUAAGGUAGAAUUUCUCCCAGGUGAAAUUUCACUGCGAUUACUUAACACUCUCAUGAAUCAUAGCAUUGUACAUGACUUUAACAAAUUUGUUUAACCUGUGAAAUAGGGGACCGUCUCUGAUGGAUCAUGGGAUUGAAGUGAUAUGGGGGAAAUCGGGUGGGAAUGUGGAAUUGAAGCCCAAGACCAGCCAUGAUCAUAUUAGAUGGUGGAGUAGGCUUGUUGGGCUGAAUGGUCUCCAGCUGCAUAUUUUAUCCCAUGACUGUAAGCUGCAUGGUACAAGGUGCAAGCAAGUGGAGAUCACAUACA
Messenger RNA from Stegostoma tigrinum, 3597 nucleotides. Its product is annotated as ferritin, heavy subunit-like. The transcript is spliced from 5 exons. Gene Ontology annotation, biological process: iron ion transport; intracellular iron ion homeostasis. The record is from RefSeq and is a predicted model, not a curated record. Bases 628 to 1155 code for a protein of 175 amino acids. Gene Ontology annotation, molecular function: ferrous iron binding; ferric iron binding. Lineage: Eukaryota; Metazoa; Chordata; Chondrichthyes; Orectolobiformes; Stegostomatidae. Gene Ontology annotation, cellular component: cytoplasm.